Miscanthus lutarioriparius is the source of this 324-nucleotide messenger RNA. NCBI's taxonomy places the organism in Eukaryota, Viridiplantae, Streptophyta, Magnoliopsida, Poales, Poaceae. The record is from the annotation of a GenBank genome assembly.
AUGGAAAAGGAACUAGAAGAACGCGACGACAAAUAUGUUGAGCUGGAUACCAAGUUUCUGAGGCUUCACAAGCGUGCAAAACAACGUAUACAAGAUAUACAAAAGGAAAAAGAUGACCUGGAAGCUCGGUUUAAUGAAGUUAAUCAGAAGGCUGAGCAGGCUGCUUCUCUGCAAUUAGCAGCACAGCAGGAACUGGAACGUGCUCGUCAGCAGGCUAGUGAGGCCUUAAGGUCAAUGGAUGCUGAAAGGCAGCAGUUGCGGACAGUGAACAGCAAGCGAGUGACUUUAUUAAUCUCACUGUACAAUGUAUGUGUCAUCUUUUAA